Camarhynchus parvulus is the source of this 7317-nucleotide messenger RNA. It is a transcript of the gene SACK1B, whose product is annotated as family with sequence similarity 83 member B. Lineage: Eukaryota; Metazoa; Chordata; Aves; Passeriformes; Thraupidae. Bases 353 to 3439 code for a protein of 1028 amino acids. The transcript has 5 exons. Gene Ontology annotation, biological process: epidermal growth factor receptor signaling pathway. Gene Ontology annotation, cellular component: membrane; cytoplasm. The record is from RefSeq and is a predicted model, not a curated record.
GGGCGGGGGGCCCGGCGCGGCCCGGGGAAGGCGCUGCCCUUCGCUCCGCGGAGAGGGCCGGGCUUCCCCAGUUCAGACAAGUCCUCGCCCCGCUCCCGCGGCGGCGGGUUUGGUGCGACACCGUCCUGACAUGUUGUAACUGGUUUCCACACCCACGGCGCCUGAGAGCGACGGGAAGUACCUGCGAUGAGCGCUGCGCCGCCGUGACUCGCCGCCGCCGCCGCGCUCGCAGCAGCCGGGUCGAGCCGCCCCGCAGCUCCGGAGGCGAGACCCCACGCGGGGCACCGGCGCAAUACAUUUCAUCUGCUCAUGAAUGGACUCUUAAAAGAAUUUAUACAAAAUACAUGUGAAAAUGGAAACUUCAUCUUUGCUGUCCUCCUUACAUGAUGAAUGCAGAUCAGACAACUAUAUUGAACCUCAUUACAAGGAAUGGUACCGAAUAGCUAUUGAUGCUCUGAUUGAAGGAGGUUUAGAAGCCUACAAAGAAUUUCUUUCCAAAGAGAGAUGCUCAGAGUUCUUAGCGGAUGAGGAAAUUGAUUAUAUUUUGAACAAUGUUCACAAACUUCCCCAAAACACAAUUUAUUCCUCUAACCAUGCCAUUGAUGAUACCUCUUCCUCGGGAACCUACUGGCCCAUUGAAUCCGAUGUGGAAGCUCCAAAUCUUGACUUAGGUUGGCCCUAUCUGAUGCCUGGAAUUUCUGGUGGCACAAAUAUUGAUCUGCUUUUUCAUCCACCACGAGCACAGCCUUACACCAUAAAGGAAACUGUUCGGAAGAUGAUACGAGAUGCAAGAAAGGUCAUUGCCAUUGUUAUGGAUAUGUUUACAGAUGUGGAUAUUUUUAGAGAAAUCGUGGAAGCAUCUGCAAGAGGGAUUGCAGUGUAUAUCCUGCUUGAUGAAUCGAACUUCAGUCACUUUCUGAAGAUGACAGAGAAACAAGGCUGUCAAGUUCAGAGGCUCAGGAAUAUGAGGGUGCGGACAGUGAAAGGACAAGAUUACUAUUCUAAAACAGGAGCAAAAUUCCAUGGAAAAAUGGAACAAAAAUUCAUUCUUGUUGACUGUAAGAAAGUCAUAUAUGGUUCUUACAGCUUUAUGUGGUCAUUUGAAAAAACCAACCUCAGCAUGGUUCAAGUUAUCACAGGACAGCUUGUUGAAUCCUUUGAUGAAGAGUUCAGGACGCUGUAUGCCCGUUCUUCCGUUCCCAGCUCGUUUGCCCCAGAAUUAGUGCGGGUGAACAGUCGCAAGAUGCUCUGGGAUAAUGAUACAUACCAACAUUCAGUGUCCUCCUUGGCUUCAGUUUCUAGCCAAAGAAACCUUUUUGGUAGGCAAGACAAUGGUUUCAAGAUAGAUCCUGUUUGGAAAGCUCGUGGAAGAUAUGCAGUAAAUGAAAUAGAUAAAUAUGGCUUGAGAAAUCAAGCGUAUAAUAAGCAACCAUUUAAUCCAGCUUUUAAUGUUCAAAAUCCAAUACAGCAGUAUCAACCUAGUGAAAAAAAUGAGCACUGGAAGAGACAUAGUUAUGCUGGAGAGAAGCCAGAAAGGACACCUUACCUAUUGCUCAACAGAGCUAUUAACAGAGCAAACAAUCUACCAAAUACCUGGAAAAUGCCAUCUGAUAGCCUUAGUAUUGUGUCAUCAUUACGAGGAGGAUAUGCAAAUAACUACAAUAUUCCCCAGCAGAGUUUUGCUGAUCAGUUCUCACGACCAAAGGUAAAUCUUGCAGAGAGAAAUUCAAUUGUACGGAGGUCUUUUAAUGGGACAGACAAUCAUAUCCGCCAUCUGCAGCAGAGGAUGCCAACCCUUGAGCACACAACAAAAUCAUUCCUACGUAACUGGCGAAUAAAGUCCUACUUGAAUGACCAGUCAGAUUAUCCAGCAGAGUCAAAUGGGUCAGCCUUGGGUGACAGAUAUGAUAGCUAUGACACAGCUGAAAAUAUUAAAGCUCAUGCGCUGUACUCUCAUUCUCGCUUGCGAUCGUCGUUAGUGUUUCAGCCAACUUUACCUGAACAGCAGGAAGUAAGCAGCUGUGCAAGUUCUUCUAAUUCAACUAUAAUUGGGUCAGAGGGAAGUGCAACACCCAAAGGGACAUCUAACCAUGCUCCAAGUGUGGAAAAUGGAACGAAUAAUUUAGAGGAGCUUAGGACAAACUCUCCUCUUAAAUCAGAUGCACCAACAGGCCACAGAAUUCAGAUUGCAGACAACACAAAACCUAGUGUAAAUUCAAAUGCAGCUGGAGACUCAUCAGUGUAUUUGUACACAACACUGUGUACAGACAAACAUGCAGAAAAUUUGAAGAACCUUCAAAAUGAAAAUAUGCUCAAAAGGAGAAGUUUUCCUAUGUUUAAUUCCAAGUCCAUAUUGGAUCCUGGUACCAACAAACAUGCAUCGAAUUAUGUUUACAGCACAUUGACUAGGCAUAGACUUAAGCAGCCAGUUAGUCCAAAACUUCCAGAAGACAUGCUGAAGAGUGCUAAAAGUUUGCACAGUGUAACCAAUCACUCGCCACAGGAGGACAAGGACCUGAAAGGAGAGCUGAAGAGCCCGCCUGCUAGCAAGGCAAUCUCCAUGGCAGCUCUCACUGAAGCUAGCAGGGAGGAGUCUAGUAAGGAUUGCACAUCGAAGAAAGAAAGUAAGAAUUCCCCGAGUUUUCUGAAGAAAGGGUCCCAGAAACUGCGGUCACUUCUUAAUCUCACACCAGACAAGAAGGAAAACUUGUCAAAAAACAAAGGUCCCGCGUUUUACAGAAUGUGUAGUAGUUCUGACACGUUGGUUUCUGAAGAUGAGAAUCAAAAACCGAAGAUUUCUGAAAAUAAGACAGAUUCUUCCCCAAGGAGAAAAAGAAAUUCAUCAUCAAAUUCUCAAGGUAGUUUGAACAGAAGUAAAGAAGAUGUCACAGGGAGUCCAACAAAGUCUCCAAAGUCUCCGAAGUCACCGAAAUCUCCAAAACCUCCAUCUGAUGAGAGCAAUAAAAAGUGUCCUCUCUUGUGCCCCCUUGAAAGUAAGUUCAUAGAAACUGCAGGAGAUCCAUCUACGCCAAGAUUUAAUACAGAACAGAUUCAGUAUCAAGAUGCAAAGGAGAUCUCCACAAAUGCUAAUUCUGAAAGAGCUCCUGUUUCUGCUCUCCAAAGAGCAAGUUCAGUGGCACCGCAGCUGACAGGCUCAAAGCACCAAGAAGAGCUGAGGUCUCGUUUGAGUGAAAGGCGUGUUUACAGUCGCUUUGAGCCGUUCUGUAAGAUGGAAAAUGCCAGCCAACCUGCAGGAAAUGCAGCCAACAGCAGUUCACAUCUCUCAGAUAUCAAAACCAAGGCCUUAGGGAAUAAUUACGGCAGGAGUAAUCACAUGGUCAGCUACAACUCAGCUGCUUACCACCCAUUGCAGCCUAAUGAAAACAAGCUGAGAGGAUUUAUGCAAAAGUUUGGGAACUUUCUACACAAAAACAAGUAAUGUUAUAAUUUUGUUGAUUAUAUUGUAAUGCAGCAAAACUGGCAAAGCUGGACAUAAUCUUUACUGGACAAAGACUUGUGGCUAACUUUUGUAGAGUUUACUUGGAUUUCUUCUUGGGUCUAGGACAUUGGAACGAAUGUACAUAUUUUUAAAAAUAAUUAUUCUAGAAUUCUUAUACUUAAAUCUUCACAGAAAUUCUCUGUCCAGAAGAUGUUCCAAGGAAGUUGUUUAUAGUGUUGAUAUUGUAAGAUUAAUUUUAUACAUUUUCCUUGUGAAGAAAAUACAUUCUAGUAUAUUUUAAGAUUAAUAAACAUGGGGUAAAAAAGAUGGGGGAUGUUUUUAAACUUCAGAUAAUAUUGUCUCCAAAGAUUUGCCCUUCAAAAAUAGGAUAGUACUAGGAAUAGUAAAUUGUAUUUUUUCAGCAUUUAUGUACACUUUCAAAUGAUAAACACAAAUGUUAAUGCAUGGCAUGUUGCUUAUCUUUAAUUUUUGGAAACCUCUUUUAGGUUUCAUCUUGUUAAUAACUUACCUCCUAGCAUCUAUUGAACUGUUUGGGCAGUAGAUGGAUCUAUCUUACUUUAUUGAAUUAUCUGUGUAAUAUGAUAUUUUUCUGAAGUAUUUGGCAUACAGAUUUGAAAGUGACCUUAAUUUGAGUUUUCACGGACUUGUUUACAUGGUUAAUCUAGUGUGAAUGUAGAAUGAACAUUAAAAAAACUAUUUCUAGAAAAGGUGCCUUGAACAUAACCUACAACUAGUUUAAAUUUCAGUGCGUUAAUCACAUUUGUACUGCAUGCCAGUAUUCUGUAAUGUCUUCACUAAAAAAGCUUUUUUAUUACAUUUUUCUAUUUGGUGUUUAAAAAAAAUUCUGUGGACUUCCAUUUCUCAGGUAAGUUUUUGAGUUUCACGUGCAACAGUCUGUUUUAAGUGUUGGCAGAUAUUUUUGCAGCUGUGGCCUCUAAGUGUGGCCAGGUAUUUUGUGGCUUUAAUGGCCUUACGUCAGGAUGACUAUUACAAGCCUGCGAGGAAUUAGGCAGCUAAAUGUGAGAUUUGUAAAAAUCACCGCAUCAAAUGAUAAGGCACCUUUCUUAAGACAAAGAAAGUACCAGUGAAGGGUGAUAGUAGAAAGUGUUAAACUUCAGUGAAGGGAUUGAGGCACCUAACUGCAGUCUAAGGGACAUUUGGUUUAUCUGAGCCUCUGUAUCAUAAAAAAUUUCUCAAUAAUGGGUGACUACAGGUUAGUGCUCACAAAAACAGAGGUGUGGUGAUGUGUUUGGGCAGCAGCAUCGCAGUCAACUGGCUUAUCCUGUCCUGGGUGUGAAGUUCGUGUCUUGGAAGGACUCCAUAACCGUUUAGCUGUAAGAUAUUCUGUGACAGUUUUGUUUAAAAUUCAAAUUUUUUUUGAAAUUUCACUGCUGAAAGCUUAGAAUUCUUAUACAGAUCUUUGUGUUUCAGGAAAGAGUUUUAGGAGAAAACUUCAGUCUCAGAUCUGAAAGGUCCCACAGUGUUCUAUGGAGGAGUCCACCAUAAAGGUCUCAGCAUCAUUCUUUAGGAAGAAAUACCAAAAAGGCAAAAACGCACCAGUUAGAUGAAGUCAGUUUGUCUUAUCUACCUGUGACCAUGGGAAUAGAUUUUAAAUGGAAAUUACUUCUCACUGAGAACCUGCUCGGGUUCCCAUGAAGUCCCAUAGUUACUGUCAGUGAUUUCAAUGAAGCAGUGUCAGCUUUUUAUUCAAGCUCUUAGGCACCUUUAUUAGGGCUCAUACAUCAUAGCAGUAACUGUUUCAUUGUGAGGAUUCCAAUUAUUUAUAUGACUGACAAAGACUUGCAUCUCAAUCCUCUGCUGAAAGUUUAGGUCCCUCCAUUGGUUGUGAUCACAGAAGAUUUUAUAGAUUUCUUGGUGAGCACUUUGUUCAUUCCUUGAUGAAAUGCCAUAGUUAGUGUUUUUCCCAAACAAAUGUUUAUAUUUAAAUAUUCUGUCCCAACAGAGGCAACAUGUUCAGACCCAAGAUAAAGAGUGUCUUAGUUCUCAAGGCAUGUUUUCAGCGUGGGCACAAUGUAAUUCCACAGCUGGGCAGACACCAGCAAUGCCAUACUGUACUUUUUAAAACACUUAAUAAUUUUUAGCCAGUUGGACAUUUGCCCAGGAUAGUACCUGAAUUGAAGUGCAGUUGGUGCUAAAAAUGGUGGGAUUAGUUUUGGGAAGAUCUUUAGUUUUCCUUUGUACUCUAGUGAUCUCUGACCUAUGCUUGUAGGCAGAACUAUAUUUGGGAAGGAAAUGAAAGAGGGAGAACAAGGAUCUUGGGCCAAGUUUAGAAGAGCAAGUGCUGUCCAUAUUGAAUAAGCUUUGGGAAAUCUGUACUCACGAAAUUUGGAAAUAUUUACUGUAUUUUUCAAAGCACAUUGCUAAUUAAAGGGUCUUCAUAAGGCAGAUAUUUUAAUUUACCAAGUCACCUGUGUUUGUAGAUAUACAUACUGCUGUUUUUUAUCUGCAGAGAAGAUUAAGAUCCUUCAGUGAAGAGCCUGCUCAUAGGCUUGAUAGUGCAAAAAAAAAUCUUUGUAGAACUAGCAUUUUUUUUUCAUUUUCAGCUCUCUUCUCAGAAUUCCCACAUAGGAAUGGUCUGUGCUCAGGCGUGAUCCGAGGUUAAUGAAAAUGAAUUCCAUGGACCUCAGGGGAAGUAGGAUCAGACUCUUAAUGUACUGACAUCCCUAUUUCAGGAAUGUAACAAGACCCAGUGCUGCCUGGGGAGGAUAAGGCUCUGCUUGACAAUACGGGAAGAGCAGCUUAAUGCCCUGCCUGCAGCUACAGCUUUGAAGGUUGGGAAGCACACUGGGGAGGUCCACAGAUGCUGCAAGGACCAAGUGUUCAUUUGUUCCCCCCAGAACCUGUGUUAGUGGGAAAAUGCUCACCCAGUACUGUCUGAUGUACUGAUGUCUGAUGUGAUUGCCUCAUGUCUCCAUGGGAACCCAGUUGCCCAUAAAAUAAAAAGGAAAAUGUAGGUGGCAAAAAAAUCCGUAUAUCAGCAGAGAAAAAGGAUGUGCAGAUUUCUGGAGGGAAAAGUUGGAAUUAUUAUUUUUGAACGUCUUUUUUCCCAAAGCUUGUCUUGAUGUUUCUGCCUUUCCAAAGAGAUGCAGUUCAUUCAAUGUGUCCUAAAUGUGCAUUGCAUGUUAAAAUGUUUACAACCCGCACACGCCCAGUGCACUCCCAGUUUUGUAAGGCUGUGAAGUAAUAGCUGUUGCCAUGCAUGAUGGUCAUUUGGCCACAUGGCUUGGGAGUUGUGAAAUCCAUAAGAAAUGUCACGUCAUUCCCGCAUUAAAUAAAACUCCAUUAGCACUGUCACACAUCUCUGUGAAAGCUGGGGAGAAUUAGGCAGUGCUGAGGGUGCUGAGCUCCCUCAGGAGCACUGCUGGGAGCAGAGGGCAGUGCAGCUGGGAGAUGCAGGCUCCUCAUACAGUGCUCAUUCCAUCUGUGUCGUAAAUAAACUACCCCUGCAUACAGUCAUAAUAUACAGUGAAUAAAUGGCUUCAUUUCUUCAGCCUCAUAAUAAACAGCUUUUGCUGCCUCUCAGACUGCAGAAUUGUUGCUUGUUCUCUUAUUAAUGACCUUGCACUGCCCUCUUUAUUCAUGCUAACAAACAUGAACUAGAUGUGAAGAAAGAUUAUAAAUCAAGGAAAAGUGAGUUGCCAGCUGUCUAAUAAAUGAGGAUAGUAGUAUUUGAGACAAACCUUGAGAAAAACAAAAAGCUUAUCAGGCACUAGAUGUUUCUGCAUAGGUGAAAAAUUACUAUUCAAAGACAACUGUUUGAUAUUUUCCAGCUUUCUGAAAUGUAUUAAAACAUGUUGUGGUUUAUAAGACAUCAUAAAAAAUACCAAAAUUUGUUG